UUUUAAAUAGCGCGCAUCCAAGACAUUUGAUUGCAAAGCUUUUAAAUCUGUAUACAUUGAAUUUUGGCUUAGGCGCUAUUAUAUGUUAAGUUAGUCCUGUAGAAUUUACAUAUAAAGCUAAUCAGCAUUGAGAAAUGAAGAAGUUCGAACGGGCUAGGCGCACGUGUUGAAUGUUGCGCAACUUUUUGACAUGCAAAGCCCUAUUGGGCAGUAUGCUGCUCCGUCCUGUGAUGUUGUGGCCCAAUCUGGCCGACUCAAAUGGUACUGCAACGAGAUUCUUAGAAGAAUCGAAGGUUCAGGACCUAUUUCAGUAAUAGAGUUCAACAGAGAAGGCACACAUCUGGCUUAUGGAAACGCCGAUGGGAUUGUUAGUGUCAUUGAAAUUGGCCAAGCGGAUCUUUCUGAAACAACGCACCAUUGUCAUUCCUGUUCGAAACCCUAUCAAGUUUUCCUAAGCCACGAACCAGAGUUUGACUGUUUAAAGUCUCAAGCAAUAGAGGAGAAAAUAAACCUUAUACGCUGGCUCCCGAAAUCCGGGCUUUCCCACUUCUUGUUAUCUUCCAAUGAACGUACUAUAAAACUUUGGCAGUUGACUGAACUACCGACACAAUCGUUUACAAAUCUGAAUUUCCCCGUUGAAUCCGGUUGCCGACGUAAAGUUGUUAUCAGGUCAUUAUCCGAUAUCAAAGUCCCUGUCUGUUUGAAGAAUUAUGGAAAUACAAAUAUACGUGUACAGAAUAAAAAAGUAUUUGCUCGUGCUCACGGUUUUUCAAUUGUCGGUUUGUCACCCUCUGCUGACCGUGAAACUUUCUUCUCUGCCGAUCCACUGAGAAUUAAUAUGUGGAACUUAGAAGUUACUAAUGAGGUGUUCAGUGUCAUUGAUCAUAUGCUUGAUCGUUUGGACGAUCGCUCACAUCUGAUAACCGGAAUUAGUUGUAGCAAUUCUUCUCCAUCAUUAUUUGCAUAUGGCACUAACAGGGGUUCCAUUUUUCUUUGUGAUACACGGUCAAGCUCUCUUUGUGACCACGCUUCUCUUGUUUUUCAUAGUCUUGCUGCAGACGAAUCAGAUGUGCUUACAAUUCUCACUAAUUCAGUUUCCGAUUUGAAAUUUGGCCAAUGCUCCGAUUACAUUAUAUUUUCCCGUGAUUAUUUGAGCGUUAAAACUUGGGAUUCACGAAUGCCAACUCAACCAGUUGAAGUUUAUCCUGUCCAACGUCAUUUAAAAAAGCAUUUAACUGUUUUAUACGAAAGUGAAUUACUUUUUGAUGAUUUCAAAUUAACUAUAUCUUCAAAUGAUCGUUGUAUAAUGACUGGUUCAUAUAAUAAUACUGUGAAAGUAUUUGAUCGACAAAAUCCAAUUGAAGGUUCUUAUAAACUGAUUAUGCAAGAUGAAGAUAUGAAUGCAUUCCAUGAUGCAUUUCGUACAACUGAUGAUAAUACUUCUGUGUUUGUUUCACCUAUAUCAUCAUCAACAUCAUCACCCGACGGUACUGAAUUAACGUGGCCACGAAGGAUACAUGAUGAUUUGAUUGAUAUCACUGAAAACUUUACCAGAUCAUCAUUUUCAGAUAAUAAUAUUAAUGAUAAUACUAGUACUAAUAAUCCCAAUGUUAAUGAAUCCAUAUUCACUGUGGAUGUUGGACGUAAAUGGUUGCAGGUUAGUUGGAGACCUUGGUCUACUGUAGCUGCUGUCAGUCAUACAGAUGGUAUCCACCUUAUUGAAGCAAUAAAUUAACAGAAUAAGUGCAAUUUUUAUAUGAUGUAUAUAUAUACAUACGUCUUUUUUUCCAGAAAAAUACAUUCCUUGUUGUGUUAUUUUUGUCAGCCUUAUUGUCUUUGGUUCUUAUUUUUUAGGAAAAAAUAUUUUUACAAGUAAUAUUAUUGGCCUUAUAAUGAUGAACUUUUUCCGACGAAUAAGUUUGUUUUAUUUCUUCCUGUCUUGAGCUAUUUUUUUUCUUCAGCAGAUAGUCACAAUUAACAUUCGGCGCUUUUUCCUUUUCCUCAUUUGUUCUCUCUUUCGUACUACUAAUACUAAUACUUUUACUACAACUGUUAUUGUUUGUUACUUAUCUUUAAAAAAAAGAAGGAAAAAGCCGUAUUCUUCUCUUUUUUUUUAAACAGACUACUAAUCAGUAAAUUGUUGUAUUCAUCCUUCCUUCUGACCACCACCACAACAACAACGAUGUACUUCAUUUCGUCUGUUUUGUUUGCCGUUGGUCUGCCGUGUAGUAAUUGCAUACCAUAUGCUAGGGAAAAUACACACAUACACACACACACACACGCGCUUUCAAAAAUCAACAGUUAGCUUAUUCUUCCUUCCUUCCUAUUCUCUUCACUACUGAUAUUUUGUGCCAAACACAUAUUUCCAAUGUUUAUGUUAUCGCUGUUACUAUUACUCAUAAUAAUAGUAACAAUUAUUAUUAUUAUUAUUUUCGUUGCCUAGAUUUCAAUUUAUGUGUAUAACACAUAUUUAUGCGCAUGUAUUUUAUGUACACUUUUCUCAUAGUAUGGUAUUAUUCUUUUCAUUCAAAAUAUGAAAACAACGAAACAGAUUAACUAGUUCCAAGUGGAAUGAAUACACAAUGUGUCUGAAAGUGUCUGUGUAUGUGACAAAAAGAGAGAGAGAGAGAGAGAGAGAGAACAAGACACAUACACAUAACCGACCAUACAUACUUCCUUGUUAAACCAAUCUCGCUCAUUCACCCUAUUUUGCUUUCUCACUUCAUUGAUACAUUAUUUUAUGAUGAGUACAAUUAUUGUUUUACUACUUUAUUGACAUAUUUUAAUGAGUAUGAUUAUUAUUUAUUUAUUUAUUUAUUCUGAAUGUUACUAUAAUAGAUUAUGUUUGGUAAUUUCUAGGAUAACUUUUCUUAAUUUAUUUAAUAUUAUUAUUAUGAACAGAAUUUGAAAAAGAAAGUAAUUAUUU
Molecule: messenger RNA, 2926 nt
Organism: Schistosoma intercalatum
Lineage: Eukaryota; Metazoa; Platyhelminthes; Trematoda; Strigeidida; Schistosomatidae
Source: the annotation of a GenBank genome assembly